Messenger RNA from Etheostoma spectabile (orangethroat darter), 2093 nucleotides. Its product is annotated as chemokine XC receptor 1-like. Gene Ontology annotation, cellular component: external side of plasma membrane; membrane. Bases 183 to 1064 code for a protein of 293 amino acids. The transcript is spliced from 2 exons. The record is from RefSeq and is a predicted model, not a curated record. Gene Ontology annotation, biological process: calcium-mediated signaling; immune response; positive regulation of cytosolic calcium ion concentration. Lineage: Eukaryota; Metazoa; Chordata; Actinopteri; Perciformes; Percidae. Gene Ontology annotation, molecular function: C-C chemokine binding; C-C chemokine receptor activity.
GCAGCCACGACCACAAAUCCAGUUCAGCUGAGGACAUUGUAUACAGCUCUUAACAGAACAAGGAACAGAAAACACUGCCUGUCACGAUACUAUGAAAGCUACUUCUUUUUAAGGCUUGAGUAGACAGACGCUGUCACAUCCAACGUCAGUCCCAUCAAGCAAGGGGAUCCAGUUGAACAGCAAUGAAUGACUCUUUCAAUGACAGCCAAUACAUCCCAGACUAUGAUGAUGACUAUGUGGAUCAAGUCUGUGAAAAAGGUGAGGUGGUCAAGUUUGGAUCCAUUGCCAUUCCCGUGUUCUUCUCGGUUGUGAUCACACUGAGCCUUGUGGGAAACAUCCUCGUCCUUGUAAUCCUGGCUUUGUAUGAAAACCUCAAGUCUCUUACCAACAUUUUUAUCCUAAACCUGGCCAUCUCUGACCUCGUCUUCACCACCGGUCUCCCCUUCUGGGCAUUUUACCACGUCUGGGGAUGGUUGUUUUCAGAAGUCCUCUGCAAAAUUGUGACUUUUGUCUUCUUCACCGGGUUUUACAGCAGCAUACUUUUCCUGACCAUCAUGACCAUCUACAGGUAUCUGUCUGUGGUGCACCCUCUCUGUGGCCGGAGCACACAUAAACUCAAUCGCAGCACUGGAGUUUAUGUGUCCUUCUUAUUGUGGAUAGUCAGUAUUGGAGUGUCCAUGCCCUCCCUGCUCUACAGCACCCUUGUCCCGAUCCACCACAAAGAUAAACACUCCAUGGGCUGUGAAUACGAAGCCACUGAGUGGAAAGGAAUUGACAUCUACCAACAGAACAUUUUUUUCUUGGUCGCUUUUGCAGUGAUGGCUUUCUGCUACAUUCAAAUACUGUGGAAAAUCACAAGAACAAGAACAGAGACAAAGAACAGAGCAGUGAAGUUAGUCUUCUGGAUCGUGGCGGUGUUCUUCCUCGGUUGGGUGCCGUACAAUGUGGUCAUUUUUCUCAGAUUUUUGGCCAACAAUGUGGUUCCAACUCGUUAUACCUGUGACACAAGUAUCAAGCUUGACUACUUCUUUUGUGCCGCUCUUCUUUCUCCCACUGUUUCCUAACCCUGUCUUUUAUGCUUUUUGUUUGUGAAUUUAGGAUCAUUUAAACACUGCGCUCGAAGUUCUUUUUGUCAAAGUCCAGACGAAAAACGCGGGUAAAUGCAACCUUUCUCCCUUGGAUCAUUUAUUUUUUUCUGUUUGAUUUAUAUUCCUGCUUUUACUGCUGCUUACGAUUAAAAAAAUAAGCGAAAGAUGCCUUAAUUUUAAAAUCUGAGCCUUUAUGUGUAUUGCUGUGUGCCUGUGUCUGUGUUAAACCUUUUCACAGUGGGGUUUUUUCCAUUUUUUACCCCGGCACUUUAAAAGGAAUCUGAUUUAUUUAAAUGGCAUGUAAAAAAGGGUUCUUUAGUCCAGGGGAGUGGGCAUGAUUUCAUUUAAAUUCCCACUCAUUUUUUCAGGGGGGUUUUUGCCUUGUGUACUUGUCAACUUUAAAAUGUUUUUUUUCAAAUUUUUUUAAUAUGAAAAGGGAUUUUUUAACACCUUUUUACUGUAAGCAUUUUUAAAAUAAUAUGGUCCUGCCUAAAAUUUAAAAUAGUAACUUAAUUAGAAAAUUUUCACAUUUUGGGGAAAGGGGCAUCUUCUCUAUCAAUGAUGAAAAGUGGAAAGAUAUCUGAAGACCACUAAAACUUAAAAUUAUACCAAAUCAUACAUCCCCCUUCCCUACACAUCUUUUGCCCUUUUUUUAGCCAUGUGCCUUUAAUGCAAGACAGAAACAGGUACCGUAACUCAUAGUCUUUGGUCAUGCCAUGCUUAAAGAAGAAGCAAUUGUCCUAUAUGUAUUAUUAUUUUUUUUGGCAUUCUAGGCAUUUAUUUUUGACAGGACAGAUGAAGACAUGAAAGGGGGAGAGGGGGAGAAUGACAUGCAGCAAAGGGCCGCAGGUUGGAGUCAAACCCGCGGCUGCUGCAUCGAGGAGUAAACCUCCAUAUAUGGGCGCCCGCUCUACCAACUGAGCUCUCUGGGCGCCCAAGUACUAGUUGAUAAUGGCUGGCAGAUUGUACUUUUUUUCUCUCCUGUGGAUUUUAUAAUGUAUCCGU